Blastomyces dermatitidis ER-3 is the source of this 1259-nucleotide messenger RNA. RefSeq lists its product as uncharacterized. Lineage: Eukaryota; Fungi; Ascomycota; Eurotiomycetes; Onygenales; Ajellomycetaceae. Gene Ontology annotation, biological process: mitotic sister chromatid segregation. The record is from RefSeq and is a predicted model, not a curated record. The transcript has a single exon. Bases 236 to 1204 code for a protein of 322 amino acids. Gene Ontology annotation, cellular component: kinetochore; MIS12/MIND type complex.
CCCGUCGCAACUAUGACAUCAAGAGAGCAGCGACGCUAGGCUAAAUCGGGCCUGAGCGUAAACAUCGCGAAGUCCAACAAUCAACAGGCCAUUGGAGCAUGAAAUCUUUGAAUCGAUACCAAUCCAUUCCACCUCUACGGAAGAAAACACCUACCAAAAUAAAUGGGCCAUACAAGCGGUGUAACCAAAUAGUAAAGACCCCCAAAAAAUAGGAAAAAAAUCCACCCACAGAAACAUGGAAACACCCCACCACCGCAAAAUCGAGCUCCAAUCCCCCGCCGACCUCUCCUAUCUCUACACAAACACCAUCGCUCUCUCCCGCCAGAAACUAGACCUCCAUUUCCCCCCCUCCGCCAGACCCAAUGCCAGCACCACUACAAACCCCAGCAAUGCCUCCUCCUCCUCAAACCCCGACGCCGACGACCCCAUGAAAUCCCACGUCCGCGCCCUCGUCGACGAAUUCAUCCACAAAACCUUCCUCACCGCCGCCCCCUCCAUAAGCAUAAACGGGCUAUCGCUAGCGGAGGCGGCCGCAGGCAAUAGCAAUAACAAUAGCAAUAGCAAUACAAAUGGCGCUGCGGACCCUCUUUCCUUCCUCCACGUGCGCGAAGCGGUCGAGUACGAGCCGUACGAUACUGAGCUGGCGGCGCGCGUGGCGGGGUUGUAUGCACAGUUGGAGUCGCUGACGACGACUGUGGCGCAGUUGAGGCGGGAUGCGCCGGGGAAGGCGGCGGGGCAGUAUGCGGAGGCGUUGAGGGGGGUUUUGGAGGAGGAGGAGGAGGAGGAGGAGGAGGAGGAGGAGUUAGAGGAAGAGGUGGGAUUGGAAGGGGAUGGGGAAGGUGGUGGUGGUUUGGGGGAUGUGGAUAUGAAGGAUGUGGAUGGUGGGGAUGCCCAGCCGACACAGCUACAGCGGGAUGCUCAGAGGCAGAGUCGCGGGAACAGGAGAGAGGAUUUCACGCUACAUGUUCCCUUUGGCAGGACGGCGGGGGCGAAGAGGAGGUGGAUGGACGGUGGGGUUGGCGAUGUAUAUGCGGAGGCAUUGAGGACGUUGCUGAGAUUGCAGGGCGAAGUGGCAGGGGUUGGGGGUGUGCAUGAUGGCGGCAAUGAGGAUGGAGAUGACUCUGACGGGCAGCGCGGACUGGCGACGACGGUCGGGAAGGUUGAAAGGGCGCAGCGAGCUGCGGAAGUAGUAGAGAAUUUAUGAGGAAAUGUGGUUGGCGCAUCAUCGGACGUUUUCUUUCCCUUUCAUGUAAUUUUUU